CAACAAUGUAUUGGUAAUGAACCGAAAAGAAUUGUGGUAUAGUACAGAAAUGUUUAAAAGAAGAGACAAAAGAAACAGAGCCGACGACCUUGAAAAAAUACAAACUCGACGCAAAGCUCGACACACUAGCAACACGUUACCAUUGAACCGAAAACAUGGAGGCUUUUCACGAUUUGAUACACAACAAAUUGACGAAUUGCAAGAGGUUUUCAAUCUAAUCGAUCAGGAUCGCGAUGGUCACAUUAGCAGCAAAGACUUGAAGGACUGUCUAGUCUCACUCGGUCAAAACCCCACUGACUCUGAAAUCCGCAGCAUGCUGAGUGAGAUUACAGGUCCUUCCGACUUGGCCCAUUUCCUGGAAAUGUUUGGUAAUAAAAUGGAGUGCGUUGACAAUGAAGAAUUGAUUCGUAAUGCUUUCUCGUGUUUCGAUGAGAAGGGGGACGGCUUUAUUGAUCUGGACGAAUUCCGGGAUUUGUUGACUACCAUGGGGACGAGACUUACUCCACAGCAGGUUGACGAGAUCUUUCUCAACGAAAAUAUCACAGACGAAAAUGGCAAAUUCCGAUGUGAUGAUGUCAUCAAGCUAUUCAAAUAUGGCGGCGAUGACUAAACAAGACUGACUCUCGAAACUUAGCCCGACCAAAAAUACGUCUUUAUCAAUGAAAAAUCUCUAAAAUUAUUUCAAAUUCACAUUGAUCCUCUUCAUURGGAUCCGGCUGGGGUGCCUGUGGGGUGGUUUUAAUUGCAAUUGUUGAUAAGAUGGGUUUUUUGUCAUUUCUGUGAGAAUAGGAGCAUCUGUGAUGAAGGUCUGUAGAGCAACAAGGGUCUUUAUGAACGAAACCUUGUUAACCUAAAAGAUCGUCAAAUCCGCCAUUUCAGCGACGUUUCUAGUUUUUUUAGRGGGGAGUAGAAAACAUUAAUUCCACUUCUUUCGCAAUGAUGUCAUUGCAAUUUGUUGUUUUAGCGCAAAGUAUCAUGGACAAAUUAAGAGGCGUGUGAAUGUAUAGCAAUASACUAUUUUAACUUUGUUUUAGCCUAAAUAAAUCGUCAGACACUUGAUGUUUUAAGUAACUGUGCGUGGCCAAAAAGCUUCUGAAACAUUUUAUGGGCAAGUCAAGUUUAUGAGCAAUACAGUAUUCUAUUUUUGAAGGAUAACAUUGUUUUAGCCCAAAUAAAUCGUCAGGCACUUGUCAUUUGAAGUAUAACUGUGCGUGGUUUAAAAGGUUCUGGAACAUUUUACGGGCAUGUGAAGCUAUGAUCUUCAAUUGAAGAAUAGUUGACGAGAUACACCACGGUGGGACUAUUGACGAAAGCACAAAUUGCCGUACCAUGCUGUUUUUUGUUCGUAUUCACUGUUGUCUCAGGGUGACAAGAAUUAGUUAUUUCCACUGUUUCCGUGAGAGAAGGGUCAUUAGCAUAUGCUAGUAAGUAGGCAUCUUAUUUAAUGCUUUCUAAAGGUUUCUCGACAUUUGAUAGCAUUAAUUUUUCAAAUAAACUUCGUGUUCGGUGUUUUUUCCAGACAUCCGUCAUCUUGUUGCAUUCAUCAAACCACACAUGACGUCAUUAGGCGAGACAAUCAUUGAGAAAAGACUGGAUAAGUACACCACAUACUAUUGAUUUCAUUUUAUCAAAUAUACAAAAAAUACCACGAAUAAUGAGAACAAUAACAAUAUUAUUGACAACGAAAUAAGACGACUCUUAACUUUAAUUAAUCACCCAAAAGACUAUGUAAAAAUAAAGUUGUGGCUUAAUUUGGCCAGCGGAAAUAUUUUUCGUGGUCGUCUAGGAAUUGGAUAUGGGGGAAGGCUGGUCCUCAUCACUGACCACUGGCGCAUGCGGUUUUUUUAUCAUGCAAGCUGCAGUUAUCAUCAGCAGGGGCUGGUGGGCAGGCCCUUCGCUGCCUCCUACUCGCUACCUUCAUAACACCGAAAAUAUAACGGCCACUCUUAAACAAUAUUGUAUUUGUUACCACGAGUUAUAAUGAAUGGCAAUAGCUUUAACUACAGUAGUGUACGUAUUUGUAUAAAUGAAUGGGUUGCACUGAAUCUACAUUUUUACUUUCAUAUUAGAUCUUGUCAUAGGUCAGCACUUUGGACAUUCCCUUCCAACCCUCCCCCGACAAAUUUCUGGGUCCGCCCAGUAUAAUACGCGGUCAAAAGCAGCUGAGGCAGGUCCAUACAGAAACAGCUUGCGAAUGAAAUUGUAUAUGAAACACAAAAGCACUUUGUUAAAGUGUUUAAUUUGUGGUAAUACAGAGUAGGGAGGAGGCAGGGAGGAAUGUACCUUCCCAAAGGUUUUAGCAAAUGCAAUAAAUGUAUGGAAGAACAGAUUGAAAUAAACGAUUUUUUAGCA
This is a messenger RNA of Exaiptasia diaphana, 2352 nucleotides long. Its product is annotated as myosin regulatory light polypeptide 9. Gene Ontology annotation, molecular function: calcium ion binding; myosin heavy chain binding. Lineage: Eukaryota; Metazoa; Cnidaria; Anthozoa; Actiniaria; Aiptasiidae. The record is from RefSeq and is a predicted model, not a curated record. Bases 17 to 610 code for a protein of 197 amino acids. Gene Ontology annotation, cellular component: cytoplasm; myosin II complex. The transcript has 4 exons.